CUUUGAUGUGUGACGCACUGGGGAGACGCCUCUAACCAAUUCGACUCUCUCUCACACACACACACACACACACACACACACACACACACACACACACACACACACACACACACACACACACACACACACACACACACACACACACACACACACACACACACACAGACUGGAGGAAACAUAAAAACACUUUUCCGUUCCUCUGCAAUGUGGCCUCAUUGAACAAUUCAGAGUUAUAGGACACUGUGCAUAACAGUUCUAUUGGCAGCUAACUACUGUGUCCCACAUGUAUUCAAAUGCCUAAAUAGACUUAUGCAACAUUGAAAAAAAACCCACAUAAAACUGACUGAAUUAUAUUCAUAUGUGUACGCUGGAAUUUUGAGAUUUUACCAUUAGAAUUUGAUUACUUAAAGGGCUCUAAUCAUUCAUCUGAAUUGCUGAGACGGCAAGUGUUGGAGCAGGUGGACGCAUCAGGUGCAACUUCGAGCCGCGGGCUUUAGGACCGCGGGACGAGAGCUACAGUGAGACUGAAGAAGAAGAAGAAGAAGAAGAAGAAGAAGUUGAGGGCUUCUCGAACCUGCUCCCGUCUGUCACUCGUACCCAAGUUCGGCUGCUCCAUGGAUGCUGAGCUGUCCUCGAGGAGGUGGUUUCUUUUUCAACUCUUUUGGACAAGCUCGUCACUUUUGUGAGCGUUCAUCGAAUUCAAAGCGGGGCCAAAGCUUAAAAAAUGGGGACGUCAAGAGGGCACCUGGCCAACUUCGCAUCGCCCUCUCAUCUGUUCUCCUCGUCGUCAUGAGGCUGCUGUGGAGCAGAGCUACAGCUGUCCGGAGGAAAAUGCUCUGCCUCUGGCUGCUGCUCCUCGGCUUCGCCCUGGUUACUCUGGUGCUCUCGGACCUCUUCAACAACCGACACCGGGUCCCCGGCCACCAGAACCCUGCUGCCCCCCGCCGCCCCCUGCAGGGGCUUCCCAACGCACCGGACCUGGAGGUGAUAGUGGACGCCUGGGACCCUGCGUUGGAGCUGGGCGUCGAUCUCGCCCCGCUGAAGUCCCUGCAAGAAGACCAGCUUCUGUUCGUGCGGGGAACCAACAACCCGCCGCAGAAGAAAGGGACUUACAGGGUUCUGCUCCCCGCGGCGGCGAACAAGGAUUCCCGCGUGCCCGCGCCACCGACGCGCGGCGAAACGGGGAAGGCAGCGCGGCCACGUCCGGAGGCCGCGGGGGGCGAUGUGGAGUUUUCGGCGCUGCAGAAGUACGGGUUCAACGAGGUGGUCAGCGAGGGCAUUUCACUGCACCGCGGGCUGCCCGAGACGCGCCAUCCCGAGUGUUUGGGGGAGCAGUACAGCGAGUCGCUGCCGUCGGCCAGCGUGGUUAUCUGUUUCCACGACGAGGCCUGGUCCACGCUGCUGCGCACAGUGCAGAGCGUGCUGCGCACUGCACCCCGGCAGCAUCUACAGGAGGUUCUGCUGGUGGACGACCUUAGCCAGCACGGUCACCUGAAGAGCGUGCUGAGCGAGUAUGUGUCUCACCUGGACCGGGUGCGAUUGAUCCGCAGCACCAAGCGCCUGGGGGUCGGAGGGUGUCGCACCCUGGGUGCUGCCAGGGCUGCAGGGGAGGUGCUGGUGUUUAUGGACUCCCACUGUGAAUGCCAGAAGGGAUGGCUGGAACCACUGCUGGAGAGAGUGGCCCAGGAUAGGACCAGAGUGGUGUCCCCCAUCAUGGAUGUGAUAGACUGGCAGACAUUUGAGUACAACGCCACCCAGUGGCCAGUCAGAGGAGUGUUUGACUGGAGACUCGACUUCUACUGGGAAUCUAACGCUCUGCUGCAAGAUAAAGACUCGGAAUCAGCCGCUCGACCUCUGCAGAGCCCGGCAUUAGGAGGCGGAGUUGUGGCCGUGGACAGACAUUUCUUCCAGAGUGUGGGAGCCUACGACCCUGGGAUGCUGCUGUGGGGAGUGGAACAAAUUGAGCUGUCAAUCAGGGUGUGGUCAUGCGGGGGCACCAUGGAGGUGGUUCCUUGCUCUCGUGUGGCCCAUCUUGACCAUCACCACCCGCCUUACCGCUUCCCAGACCAGGAGCUGCUUCAGAGGAACAAGAUCCGGAUAGCCGACACCUGGAUGGACGCAUACAGGAAGGUCUUCUACAGGAGAGACACACUCGCCCAUUUCAUCAGGCAGUCUGAGAGCCCCGACAUCACAGAGCGUCUGCGGCUCAAGAGGAAUCUGGGCUGUCGCAACUUUCACUGGUACCUGACUACAGUUUACCCACAACUUUACAUCCCCCAGGACAGACCUACGCUGUCCGGCGAGCUGUACAACGUCGGCACUGGCAGCUGUGCGGACUACCCCCGGGGGCCGGGACCGCAGGGCGGCGCCAUGAACGCGGCGCCGUGCAGCGGGACGGGCAGCCAGCACUGCGAUCUGAACUCUGAGUUUGAAGUGCGUUGGGGUCCCGCGGGGGCUUUGUGUCUGGACGCCAGUGGCGAGAGGGCGGUCUUAACUCCGUGCCCCACCCACAGACCCACCGCCAGCAGACUCAAGUGGAAGUUCAUAAAGCUGAGCGGUCAACUGGUUCACCAGCAGUCCCAGUUGUGUCUGGAGGCCGUGAUGGGAGGAGGUCUCACACAAAGCGGCCAGAGGGAAGUCAACACCAACGCAAAGACGGGAGGCCUCUUCCUGCGCCCCUGCACCCAUCACCCCAGACAGCAGUGGCACUUUGAGCAACUAGUAGCUCCUAAAGGUGCCUGA
Messenger RNA from Pungitius pungitius (ninespine stickleback), 2742 nucleotides. RefSeq names its product polypeptide N-acetylgalactosaminyltransferase 15-like. The transcript has 10 exons. Gene Ontology annotation, biological process: protein O-linked glycosylation. Lineage: Eukaryota; Metazoa; Chordata; Actinopteri; Perciformes; Gasterosteidae. Gene Ontology annotation, molecular function: polypeptide N-acetylgalactosaminyltransferase activity. The record is from RefSeq and is a predicted model, not a curated record. The coding region runs from base 619 to 2742 and encodes 707 amino acids. Gene Ontology annotation, cellular component: Golgi apparatus.